GUACGACUCAAUAAAGGCUCAGCAAAAAAUUACAUUUUCCAUUAAUAUGUUUCAAUAGCGGAUUCUAUACAGUUUUUAUUUUCAAACAGUAUAAUUUAAUAGCAAAUUGGAAAAAAUUAUCAUUUAUAUAUGCUUAACGACGACACGAAUGUAAUGGUUAAUCAGAAAACUUAUUUUUAGAUAAAAAGAUAUAAUAAAAUACAAUAGUUUUAAUAUAAAUUUAAGUAUAUUUUUAUUAAAAAUAAAAAUAUAGUGGUAGCAAUGACAAAGAAAGAAUAUUAUAAAGAGGAAAAAGAAUUUAGUACUGAGCGUUACUGAGCACCUUCCUUACUCUCUAUGUGCGUAUUCCAUUUCAGCAUUGCAUCUUGUGACAUGUCAUAAUAAAUUUAAAUUUGGUUUAAUGUAUUUAUCUUUGUUUGGAAAAACUAUUAAUUGAAUACUUGUUUAAAUGGUUUAAAGUGUAAUGUUCUGAACUAACACUUGUAUUAAAGUUGAAGAUACUUGAAAUAGCUUGAUCUUUAUCACCCUGUGACAAAGGUUAAGUUAUGAUUUAUUGAAAGAGAUUUUGUUACACGAUUCCAAAAUCAUAAAGAAGUACAUUUAUGUAAAAGAAAAAUGAAAUGUGUAAGAAUAAAAAAUGAUAAAAAAUCACAUACGAAUAUAAGGAAAGAUGAUGUCGAGAACAUGGCAGCGACGGUAAACGACAAGGUAAACAAGAAGAAUGACAGCUCUCCACAGAGUCGGGAACAUCCAGUUUCUAGUACACCACUUAGGAAAAUGCAGAGUACAAACGCAGAAGAAUCUCCGGACCUCGAUGGUUAUCCUAGUCCAAUUUUCCCGUGCACACAAGAGGGUGGUAACGAAGUUGCGUGGGAUUGGCAAAGUUCCUUGAACAAAACUCCCGAAGGCAGAAGUAAGAAACAGAAGGCUCAGUUUGAGACUCCUAAGGGGACCAAGCUGUUGCAGAGGAAACGAAAUUCAAAUUCGCCUCUGCUGUACAAGCCACUCAAGAGGAAGACCAUCAAAAUGGAACAUAUGGAGAAUAUUGGGCAGUUUGCGGCCGAGUUACAGGCGUUAAACGAAAAAGUAAGAUUCAUAAAGCAAACUGACAAAAAUUCGGACGUUUUAAUUGAAGAAAAGCCACCGAUCGUGGCAAAUACGAACAGUAAGGAAGAAGUUGCAACGAUUCAAGGUAAAGAGCAAGAUUGUAUCGGAAAAACUGAUAGCCAUGAUAAUGCUGGCAAGAAUGAUGCAAGCGAUAAGGGGGCUACGCCACACUCGCAGACAAGCGUCAAGAAAGAAGAAUUGCCAUCCUCAAAAUCAAGUAACAAACCUCCUGUACAAUCCACUUCCAAUGACAGUAUCAGGGAACCAUCAGUCAGGAAUUUUCUUCAUAAAAGUAUAAGUGACAAUAAUGCAUUAAAGACAUAUUCCAAAUUGUCAUUGAGAAGAGACGCAAACUCCAGUAUACACGUUCCGCUACCAAAAGAAAAGGAGUUGCAUAAAUCGCAUCUGAACAAUAACAAUAUGAUACGUCCCUACUUUGAAAAAUCAUCCGAUCAUACAAGAGUGCCAAAAAGCAACAUCGAACUGUUUGAUAUUCCAGACGAUUCCUUCGACGAUUGCUUGGCGAGCUGUGUUGAGGACGAGAAAUUGUUAUCAGCGCCGACCGGGUCCGACAAUUUCUCGAGCCAUAGAAACGACGGUACAAAAUACGAGGCCAAUUGUAAACACUUGAUUCAAGCGCCACUGAAAUCGGAAGCGAAGUCCACCAGCUCUGUCAGGACAGCGGCGAGGGACGAAGCAUCCAGCUGUGCCUUUUUCGAAAAUAGAAAAUUCUUCAAGACCAAAAGUCUAUCGGAUCAGUACAUUGGACAGGACACGAUUGCCAGUGCUAGAAGUACCUUGAACGCGUCGUCCUCUUCAUGUUUCACGAUGAGGUCCAAGUUGCACUUGAACUCGACUAAAAGUACGACAGCCACGCAUACAGGUACCACGCGUGGCUCCGUAAGUAACAAUUCAAUUGUCACGAAUCACGAUAAAGUUGAGAAUAGUGCAAUUUCGUUAACGCGUGACACGGGUCGGACGCACGGAUCGGAUGUUAAUAGGUGCGCGGUAAGAGAAGGUGGUGAUCGUUUCGGUAGAUACCAUUCCACCGGCAAUAUGAGAAACAAUACGAAAGAGACGAGGAGCGGUUCGCAGCCGUCACAAUGUACCGCGGAAGAAAUCGAGCAGAAGCGACUGCAAGCCAAGAUGAGACUCGAGGCGAAAAGAAAAUUGUACAACCUGAAGAUUAGCAAUAACAUUAAGAGGUGAAAAUAGAUGCUUCACCAGUCUUGCUUAUUGCGGGAAGAUGAUGAUAAGUUUCUUAAUUAAUUUAAUGUUACAUCAUUCGUUCAUUACCAUCAAUAAAUUUGUCACUCUGUGAUCGUCAUUGUUAUAAUUGUGUCUUCGUUCUUGUCAUAAUCAUCAUUGUUACAUUAUUCGCGAGAAUGUUUUAAAGAAAAUUGCGCGCAAAUAUAUUUAUAAUUAUAAGUAAACAAGUGAUCUAUUUGUAGACCAUGUUUUUAACUAUAAACCUGUAGAAUUUAAGAGAUGUAAUUAGAACAUGCGUUCCCAAAAGUGCCUAAUGUUUUCUUUUUUUAGAUGAUGAUUGUGUAGAGUAUCGCUAAACUGUAACAAAGCGGAUCCGCAACGAUCAAAUUUGAAAAGUAAAAUUUAAGAUAGUCGAUGCCAGUGUGUGCAUAUAUAUGCAAUGAUAACAAUGGAUUACGGUUAUCGGCAAUCAGGAAGGCGAUGAUUCUACAUAAAAAAUAAGAAAUGUAAAAUGAGACUUUAUCGAAGAAUUCAAUAAGAAUAAAAUUUAUUCAAGUUUUACUUUUUCAAGAAUAUAAUAGAAAAUAGUUGAGAUUUUCCAGCAAUUAAUUUUCUUCUUUAUUUUUGUAAGUAGAAGUUUCAUUUUUCCAUUGAUCUCUUUUCGGCUUAUAUGCCACCAAGUUAACCGAUUGUAUCACAUGCAUAAUUUUACUUAUCGAAAUUGCGAUAUGAACACAUCUGAUUGUAUAAUUUCUUGCAGAACUUCUUGUACAUAUCUCAUCAAAUAUUUCAGUGGAUUUGAAGAGAUAUGUUAAUUUCGCGUACAAAAACUAUGUAUAUACGUAAAUUGUAUAAAAAAACUGAAAAAUGUAUAACCGAGUAUAUGUAUCACCGUAUAUAUGCGUAUAUAUACGGUCUAACAGUACAGAAAUUGUAUCAUUAAUUGUAUAUGCGCCAUCUUGUCGAUACGUGGCGUUUACUUUUUUACUCAAUUAUUUCUUUGCGUUCACAAGAUUCAAUUGCUAGAUCUAAUGUUCUCCAAGAAUUCUUGUAAUAUUUUCGUACUGUAUAAAAGUUCUUCUAUAACUCUUUAUAUUUGAUUAAUCUUUUUUUAGUUUUCUCUUCCUGCUGUUGCGCGAGGCAGCAUUUCCAAUUGUCAUAUUGCGUUAUAUUCUCAAUAUAACUCAAUAUAAUAAUUGAUUAUUUUCUAACAUUUAUAUAAUACAUAUAUGUAUUAUUGCGGCGUCACAAUCUUCUCCAUCAGGAAUAUUCUUUUUAUUAAAAUUCAAGACAUAUUUACUAGAAAAUAUAACGUAAAACGUAACAUUUAAAACGCGGAACAUUUUACACAGAGAGAGGAUUUUUCGUAAAUGGAGAGGUUCCUUGUAACGUAAUUUUUUCCAGUAAAAGAAGUGUAAUAUAGCAAAUUAUAUUUUUUAAGCGUA
Ooceraea biroi (clonal raider ant) is the source of this 3761-nucleotide messenger RNA. RefSeq lists its product as uncharacterized. The record is from RefSeq and is a predicted model, not a curated record. NCBI's taxonomy places the organism in Eukaryota, Metazoa, Arthropoda, Insecta, Hymenoptera, Formicidae.